AGUGCAUCCCCCACUCUCCUCUCAUCUCCCCUACCUUUUCUUUUUCAUCUUCCUUCACUCCUUAGAUCCGGCCACCACGACCCGGAUCCGGUAACCCACGACCCGGAUCCGCCAAACUCCGGCCAAUUCCAAUGGCAAACGUGUGGAAAAGAAACCAGCCGCCGACGAAGAUCUUAAGCCCUAGAAGCCUCAUCCUCUUCGUCUUCACCUCCCUUCUGCUACUCACCUUCCUCUACCUCUCUACCCAAACCCCCAAAAAUCCCCAAUUCAACAACAAACCUCCGCUAACAUCAACCACCGCCGCCACCAGACCAAUCAACCCCUUCGAUUGCUACAAUGCGCCGCAGGCGUACCCUAUCUUCGCCAACACCGUCGAAGGCCUCAAAUUCCCCUUCGUGUAUUCACUCUCCGACUUCGGGAAUCUACCGGAGAAGCCGCACAAGAACAUUGUACGGACGCUGAAGGGGAAGCCGUUCAGAAGGCCCGAUAUUUCCGCCACCGUGCAGGAUUUGUUGGGGAAGAUGAGAUCGGAGAAUCGAAAUGGAAUAUUCGUCGAUGUUGGUGCUAAUGUGGGGAUGGCGAGCUUUGCUGCUGCUGUGAUGGGGUUCAAGGUUUUAGCUUUCGAGCCGGUUUUCGAGAAUUUGCAGAGGAUCUGCGAUGGGAUUCAUUUCAAUAAAGCUGCCGAGCUGGUCGAGGUUUUCGAAGCUGCCGCCUCCGAUCGCUCCGGCAACAUCACUUUCCACAAGUUGGUCGGUCGGCUUGACAACAGUGCGGUCUCGGCCAGUGGGGCGAAGUUGGCUUUCAAGUCGAACGAAGAGAUUGCGAUUCAAGUUAAGACGAUUCCUUUGGAUGAUGUAAUAGGAGAAUCCGAGGCGGUGCUUCUACUUAAAAUAGACGUACAGGGCUGGGAGUAUCACGUCCUGAAAGGCGCAGAAAGAUUGCUGUCUAGAAAAAAGAGCGAAGCGCCGUAUUUGAUAUACGAAGAAGACGAGCGUUUGUUACAAGCGAGCAAUAGCAGUGCCAAAGAGAUACGAGAUUUUCUUCGGAGAAUGGGUUACGGCCAAUGCGAACAACAUGGAACUGAUGCACAUUGCACUAAAACAGAUUGAAACUCAACUAACAAAAUUCUCCCUAACGAAUAUUCCGAGGUAUAUACUGCCCAAUGAUCUAUGGUGGAUGCUAUUGAAUUCAUGGUUGGUGGUGGUAACACUGAGAAACGGUAGACUGUUGGAGAAGUUGACAUGACUUUGUCGGAGAUAAUUAGAUAUCUUGUUAUUUGUUCGAUGAAAAACCAAACUUGAGAGUUGGCCUCGUGAGACAUGUGAUGCAAGAAUUUCCCAGACUUGCAUAUAAAAAGAUUUGAAAUUAUGCUGGCAUGUAAUCUGUUCAUUUGCUGAGCACACCUUUGAGCCGUGGAUCUUUGUUAUUUUCCGUUAAAAUUAAGUUAAAACUAUAGGUCGAUCGUAUGUUCAGUGCGAAAAAAAAAAUGUCUAUUUGGGAAAGGCGAGAUUUUUACCUUUUCAAGAAGUUGGUCAGUGCGAUUUUUUUUGUUUCAUUCGGGAUUAUUAGCAUGUUUGUCUACCGAAUUCGCAAAUAAGGUGAGAUAAGUUGUUGCAUUUUGCUCUUCGGCU
Molecule: messenger RNA, 1631 nt
Organism: Erythranthe guttata (spotted monkey flower)
Lineage: Eukaryota; Viridiplantae; Streptophyta; Magnoliopsida; Lamiales; Phrymaceae
Product: FkbM family methyltransferase
Source: RefSeq, a predicted model, not a curated record